UAAAACAAAUGUUGUAGGUCUCGGCUUGGCAGCAGUUCAGACUCCACAUCGUUCACAGCUAAAUACCCAUCAGUAACGAGUGAGGAGUUGGCUGCACAAUCAGUAACUCUGGUACUGACUGUGGUGAAGCUGCUUGGUUCACAGAAAGCAGAGUUUAUGCUGGAGUACAGACAGAUGCUGAGCAAUCCAUCCAUCAUGAACCACAUUGUCCGCUGCCAACGCUCAAGCAAUCCUGAAUACGUGUCCCGAGCCGUGACAGUCUUGUGUGAAGGAACAGUGCCCAGUGAAAGCAUGACUUCCCUCAUCAAAGCCUUUGAAGAGUCUAACUUGUCGACACAUUCCACACUGAGCGGUGACUUUGAGCCCAGUAGACGGGACGGCACGUGCUGGUCCCGCUCCCAGUCCUUCCCCCCGAGCUGUGAGGAGAAGGUCAACAAUAUGAUUGCGCGACUGAAGGGCACCAUAGAUAAGACAGAGGUUGGUUGGCUGGUAGGACAGCUUGGUGAGAAAGAGUUUGGCGAAACUUUUGGUGAGAUUUGACUUUGACCUUGACUU
Penaeus monodon (black tiger shrimp) is the source of this 555-nucleotide messenger RNA. RefSeq lists its product as uncharacterized. Bases 157 to 540 code for a protein of 127 amino acids. NCBI's taxonomy places the organism in Eukaryota, Metazoa, Arthropoda, Malacostraca, Decapoda, Penaeidae. The record is from RefSeq and is a predicted model, not a curated record. The transcript is spliced from 3 exons.